Molecule: messenger RNA, 5568 nt
Organism: Danio rerio (zebrafish)
Lineage: Eukaryota; Metazoa; Chordata; Actinopteri; Cypriniformes; Danionidae
Source: RefSeq, a predicted model, not a curated record
CAUAGGUCUCAUGACGAGCUCAGCCAAUCACGAGGCGAUAUGCUACAACUUUCGCAGGGAAGCAUCGCAACAACGAUUUCCUUGUGUUGUGUUUUCACGAAGGAGCUGCUGCUUUUAAAUCGAAAACAAACCAGACGACAAAAUCCUUCCCUCGCCUCAUUUACCUUGCUUUUUAGAGUUUACUGUUAUUUCUGGUGUGCUUCUUUGCAUCUUGUUUUAUUGAGUCUCUGCUCGUGACAGAUGAACUAACUGGCUAGAUGCUGACUUGCUAGUCAGUUAGCCAGUGUCAAGACUGAUCCAGCUGACUGAACUGAACAUCAUAUAAACACGACUGUACCAGAUUCGACUCCGAAGAGAAGAAAUGUCAAUUAACUACAUGCCAUGUUAAAUUGAACAAGCAGUCGGUUCGGAAGCGUUGCUGACAUUACGCAGCUACGAUUAGCUGGCUAGCUGUUGUUGUACACCAUUAAUAACCGCUGUCGUUAGUGCUGAUCGGAUUGAGUUGGAGAAAUGGGUUCAAUUCUCAGUCGAAGAAUCGCUGGUGUUGAAGACAUCGACAUCCAGGCCAAUUCUGCAUACAGAUAUCCUCCAAAAUCAGGAAACUAUUUUGCCAGCCACUUUUUCAUGGGUGGAGAAAAAUUUGACACUCCUCAUCCCGAGGGUUACCUUUUUGGGGAAAAUAUGGAUCUCAACUUUCUCGGCAACCGUCCAGUGCAGUUUCCCUAUGUUACUCCAGCUCCGCAUGAACCAGUCAAGACAUUGAGAAGUCUUGUCAACAUUAGAAAGGACUCAUUACGAUUGGUCAGGUAUAAAGAUGAUGCUGAUACUCCUACUGAUGAAGGAGUAAAGCCAAGGGCCAUGUAUGGAGUGGAGUUCACCUUUGACUCUGAUGCACGGGUGGCCAUCACUCUCUACUGUCAGGCCUUUGAGGAGUUCUCCAAUGGGAUGGCGAUAUACAGCCCAAAAAGCCCUGCGCUGGUCUCUGAAACUGUAUAUUACAAAAGAGGGGUUAGCCAGCAGUUUACCCUGCCAUCCUUCAAGAUUGAUUUCUCUGAAUGGAAGGAAGAAGAUCUCAACUUUGAUUUGGACCGAGGUGUUUUUCCCAUGGUGAUUCAGGCUGUGGUUGAUGAAGGAGACGAUUGUUUUGGACAUGCUCAUGUACUGCUUGCAGCAUUUGAAAGACAUGUCGAUGGCAGUUUCUCAGUGAAACCUUUGAAGCAGAAACAAAUAGUGGAUCGUGUUAGUUAUUUGUUACAGGAGAUUUAUGGAAUUGAGAACAAAAAUAAUCAGGAAACAAAGCCGUCAGAUGACGAGAACAGUGACAACAGCAAUGAGUGUGUGGUGUGUCUGUCAGAUCUGCGGGACACUCUGAUUUUGCCCUGUAGACAUUUGUGUCUGUGUAACUCCUGUGCUGAUACUCUACGCUACCAGGCCAACAACUGUCCCAUCUGCAGACUGCCAUUUCGAGCUCUUCUUCAGAUCCGAGCUGUAAGAAAGAAGCCUGGAGCUCUUUCUCCUGUUUCCUUCAGUCCAGUUCUGGCUCAGAGCAUGGACCAUGAUGAGCACUCGAGCUCAGACUCGGUUCCUCCAGGUUUCGAGCCCAUCUCUCUGCUGGAGGCAUUGAACGGUAUGGGUGCUGUUUCUCCUGGCGUUCCCUCAGCACCUCUGUAUGACGAGAUCAACUUUUCUGGCAGUCUGAGUGGAGAGAGCCGGCAGCUCAGCUCACCUGAUCACUCUGGAGACAGUGCAGGACAGAAGAGCAAAGUCAGCAAAUCACCUGACAGCACUCUGCGCUCUCCAUCGUCACCCAUUCAAGAAGAGGAUGAAGAAAAGCUCUCAGAGAUGUCUGAUGCCCAGGCUCAUAUGCUGCUUUCUAGUAGUCCCGCACCCACUGAGGGCACCGCUGGGGAUGAUGCGCCUGAUUCACUGUCUCCUGAAGAGGAGGAUCACCUGAAUCUGGAUGAAGAGGCCAUGAAUGACUGCAGCAGCGAGCACAGCAGCUUUACCAAAACUGAAAGUGAAACGCCUAGAGAUCUGUCUCUUCCUGCUCUAGGUCCUGAUUCCUGCUCUAUUGGUUUGGAAGAGUAACUGGGUUUUCUGACUCAUCUGAGAGUCUGAGCACUCAGAGUACCUGCUGCUCCAGUCAGCCGCUCCUGGGUCCCUCAAGCCAUUUGCACAUGGACGAUGAAGAACUGGAUGUUUAACCAUACAGGACCAUCACCCUCUCCCAAGUCUGUGUCCAGCCCUUCCACAGUUUCCACACUGCAGUUUGAUGCACUCCAUUCCCAGACUCUGGCUUUAAAUAUGACUGACUCUAAUAUAUUGUGUAAGCGGAUGCAGCCUUGGAGAUAUCUUCUGGUGGUCUGACAUAAUUAUUGUGUUUUUCUAUAUUAGGGCUCAUUUUCAUCAAGUUGCCUACUUUAUUCAUCCAAAAAUCCGAGAAUACCUUAAUGUAAUUCAAACCCUGCAUCAAUUAGGUGAAAUGUUCAUGCUUUUAUUAUGCCUACAGAGAAAGUGGAUGGUCAUCUAUGUUACUUAAAGGGACAGUUCACACUUAAAAAAUGAAAAACCUGCCAUCUUACCUUUUUUCAAAACCUCAGUUGCUUUCUUUUGUAUCAACAAAACAAGAUAUUUAGAAAAAUGCUUGACCUGCAAAGCAAUUUAUUUUCCUACUCUGGAUGUUGAUGGGUGCAAGCAACCAGCAUUCUUCAAAAUAUCUUCUUUUGUGCUUGACAGAAGAAAGAAACUCAAAAAGCUUUAAAACUAUAUCAGGGAGAAUAAAUGAUGAGGUCAUUUUCAUUUUUAGGUGAACCAUCCCUUUAAUAAGUUUCAAGAAAAGCUCUACAAAUUAAAAUGUUACAUAUCAAUCAAGACUUCAAUGUUAUAUGCAAGUCUUUUGAACUUUUAUAAAAGAUUUAUGUGAGGAACUGAUUAAUCAAAAACUCUGAAUAUCUAAAUAGCAGGUUAGACUAAUUUCUUAAAGCCAGGGAUGUCAAAAUUCAGUCCUAGAGGACCGGCGUCCUGCUGAAUUUAGCUCAAACUUGCGUCAGCACACGUGCCAGUAUGUUUCUAGUAUAUCUCAAAUUCUAGUAUAACUUAAAUUUACCUGCCCUUUAAACCGAGUUGAAGUGGGUUGGAGACUCUUAUAUCUUGCUUGUCGGAUGUGAAAGCCUAGUUGUCUUCGAACUUUGUAGAUUUUAAUGAGAGUAAAACUGAAAUAAUUGAGUUCGGCCAAUCAAAUUCUUCUAGGACAUCAACAGUAAAUCUUGGUAAAUCAAGCUUUUCUGUGAAGCCUUGGGUAAAAUAUCUGGGGUGUUAUCUUUGAUGAUAGCUUGAGCUUUGAUGGACAGAUAAACACAGUGGUCAAAAAUUCUGCUUUUUUCAGCUUCGACUUUUAAAAACAGUCAAAUCUAUAAACAUUAAAAAUAAUAAUACAUGCUUUUUUAACUUUAAGGCUGGACUACUGUCAAUUCUAUCCCAUUUACAGUUGAUACAAAGUGCUGCUGCAAGGCUUUUAACCGCUACCAGAAACAUGAGCACAUCACACCAGUCUUGCACUCUGUGCACAAUCGUGUCACUUUUAAAAUUCUCUCUAAAAAACUCUUGUUUUUUUUUUAAAAAUCUCUAAAUGACCUGGCACCUUGGACUGAACAUCAGCCUGGUCGGUCUCUUCGAUCAUCAAACCAGAGAUCAUUAUGCAUCCUAAGUCGAUGAAGGGGUGAAAUGCAGCAGCUUGACCUAGAUUGUGCAAUGCUCUGCCCCUCUGUAUUAGAUCUAUAUCAUCUCUGUUUUUAAAUCUAGGUUGAAAGCUUACCUUUUUGAUUGGUCAAAAAUAGUUGAUCAGUCAAAAUUGUAUAAUAGUGCUAUAUAAAUAAAAUCGACAUUGACAUCUAGCUUAAUGAACUGGUUCAGAUGUGUUUAGGGUUGGAGCUAAACUCUCCAGGACAUCGGCUCUCCAGGACCGAGUGUGGACACCCCUGCUUUAGAGCAUCACCAUCCAUCUUUUCAUACAAAAAAAAUGACACUACAGGGUUAUGAAUGACAAUAAGGUCAAUAAAUAAUGAUCAUUUCCUUUAGUGAGUGAUAGUUUUGGAUGUAAUUCUCUUAAAAACGUAACUGUUUUGUUUACAUCGGUGGUUUAAAGAAUGUUAAACAUCCGCCGAUUCUUUCCAUUCCACGAACAGUCGUAUUAUUGAUUAUUAUUAUAUAUUUUAAAGAGGAUCAUUUUAUGACUCAUCUAAGUUAAACAGUGGAGUUUUACCAUUUUUUAAUACAUUCAGUCAAUGUCCAGGUCUGGCAGGAGCACUUUUAGCUUAGCAUAAAUCAUUAAAUCGGAUUAGACCAUUAGCACAUCACGCUGAAAAAGAAUUGUUACGCUAAAAGUGCUCCUGCCAAACUCUAAGAUUAAAUGACUGGAUAAAAAAUGUGAAAAUUCAACUGCUAUAAAAUGAGCCCAUUUCCAAAAAAAAAAAAAAUGUGGAGUGUUGUUUUAAGAAUUUUUGAACCAGAAUGAAAAUAAGCUUUAUUUUUAAGAGCGUAGCCGAAGAUUAAGAACACCAUAUCAGUGCUUGGUCAUACAAUGCUAUUACAGAGCUUCUAUCCAGAAAUGUAACACUAACCAAGCCUGUUAAGGUUAAUAUACAAAGCACAUUUAAAUAAUGAAUAAAUAACCUACUCAUUUCAGGAUAUCUGUACAACUCUAUAAACGAUCAUGUGUUCAACUAAUUAGUGAAAAACUACAGAAAUGUAUAUCUUUAACUGUUCCUUUGAAAUGCUUUUAAAUGUCCUGAACUUGUUUGUGUGUGCUGACUAAAGACCAGAAAAGCACUUAUACAGUACAUACAAGAUCAUUAUAUAUGAGGAUUCAAAUGUAAUAUUUAUAGUGAUUAAAUAUACUGGUGGACUUUUGUCAGUUUAAUGACCAAAUAUUGUGUGGUCUAUAACAGUGCUUUAAACGUGCUUGCUUGUUUCUGUUCUGUAAAACUUUAAGGACUAAAAAAAAAAGCCAUGGUGGACUCUAUUUACCUCUUUGUUUGCUUAUAAAUAUCGUAACAUAAUUUUCAAAAUAUUUCAAUGUGUGAUGGAAGACUUUUUCACGUGUCGGUUCAGAUGUUAUUGAUUCGUUUUAGCGUGAAGGCUUUGUGAAUAUUUGACUGGUUUGGUUGUACUUUACAGCUGGACUUUGUAUUUUUGUGAAGGAGAAGAACAGCUGAAUGAACAAGUCACAGGAAGCAUGAAAUCUCAUUGUUCUCCUCAAACAUGCAGAUAUGCAGUGUCUUGUAACAUUAUGCAUAGAGGUUUAUGUGCCUUUGAAGAACCAAGCAAGUGUUGCUGCAGCUUUUUCGUGCCCAUAGCUGUGCUGUUCUUGUGUUCAUUUCUGCUGUUCAUCUUUAAAGCUGUAACCUUUAGCCUUGACUACAUUUUUGCAUUAGAUGUGAGACUGAUGUUCUUAUUUUUAACGUCCAUUUUGAAGAGCGGAUCACUUUCUGUUUAUAUUACGUGGGUUGAAACCUAUCGCUUAUUAUACUGAACAAAUGCAAAUAAACUUUGUAAUGCUGAUACUUAAAA